UCAUGCUGCUGCCAGGUCCAGAGUCUCUCAUGGGUCCCUGGUACGGCCUCACCAUUGCUGCUGUCUCCAUCGCCACACUCUGCCAUGUGCACUUUCAGGUCUCCUCACACUCCUGCUGGUUUCCAUUUUGUCAUAGGUUGCUAGGCCGAUUACAGGCCUCCCAUAGGGUGCUGCCAGGGCCCCAAAUCUGGCCAUGGGCCCCCGUUACCGCCCUCGUCACGCUGCUGCUGGGUCCACAGUGUGACACUGGGUUCCCUGUACCGACCUCCCCAUUGCUUCCCGCACUCUGCCAUGUGCCCACUUUGAUGAGGUCUCCUCACACUCCUGCUGGUUUCCAUUUUUUG
Messenger RNA from Staurois parvus, 344 nucleotides. Lineage: Eukaryota; Metazoa; Chordata; Amphibia; Anura; Ranidae. The record is from the annotation of a GenBank genome assembly.